Gracilinanus agilis (Agile Gracile Mouse Opossum) is the source of this 2040-nucleotide messenger RNA. RefSeq names its product leucine, glutamate and lysine rich 1 (gene LEKR1). The record is from RefSeq and is a predicted model, not a curated record. The transcript is spliced from 11 exons. The coding region runs from base 1 to 2040 and encodes 679 amino acids. Lineage: Eukaryota; Metazoa; Chordata; Mammalia; Didelphimorphia; Didelphidae.
AUGUCCCGUGAUGAGACAGUUUGUAAAUAUUGUGGCGUCAGCUAUCUGAUCCUUCAUGAAUUUAAGCUUAUGGAAGAGAAAAUGAAAGCAAUGGAAGCAGAUAUGAAAUUUUAUCAAGGAAGUGUUGACCGUGAGAAGUCACUCCAAGAAAGGCUACGAUCUCUUGAGCAAGAUUUUCAAAAAUCCAAGACUAAUGGUGAAGCUCAAACAGAAAGAAUUAGAGAUUUAAGCACACAAUUAGAAAACCAACAAAAAAGAUUUCAGAGCGUGAAUGAAGAACUGAGACAUUUUCAAGAGGAGCUAAAAGUCGCACAGAGACGGUCACAACAGUACAGGAAGAAUUUGGAGCAGCAUCAUGCCAUCAACAGGAAGACUCUAAUAUUACUGAAGUUUUCUAGGAGAGAGCUAGCGAGCAUUAAAAAUGAAGUCACUUACACCCUCCAGAACUUGACUUACCUGAACGAGGAAAUUGUAUUCCAGAUCAAACACAUCAGUGAAAGAGCAGUUUUUACAGAAAUGACUAAGCUGAAUAAAACUUUAUCCUCAGUUCAGCGAGAUAAGGACCGCCUAGAGGAAGAAGUGAGAAGUCUGAAGUUAGUGUCAGAUGCGGCUUUGUUGAAAUCACAACAGAUUCAGGCGAUAGGCCAGCAAGGAGUAGGCUUGCUCAACCGAUGCCACGACCUUCAAAAGGAAGCAAUAGAAUUACAAAACCAAAUAGAGGCCCUUGGAUUGAAGUUUCAGAAAGCAAAAGAUGAAGCUGAACGGUACAAAGAGAUGCUCAUGGUUAAAUCAGAUGAAGCUGAGGAGUACCAGAGAAAAUUUCGAAAACUGAAGUUUGAAAGCAACAUUUCGGAAACACGACAUGCUAGAGAGCUAAAAGAGAAGGAAGACUCUUUGCUGGCUUGUCAACAAAUGUGCAAACAUUUACAGGAAGAAGUGGCUGCGAAAGAAAGGAAAGAAGAAAACUUGAAGAGAAAAAUCAGCCUCUCAGAGAAUGAACUGGAUAUGAUAAAAGUUCUUCUGAAUCAGGCUCAGGAAGAGAUUGUGAACCUGAAAAAUGAAAGGGAGUUAAUGGUGAUUUCACAUAAGAAUAGAAUUGAGCAGCUGCAGGAAAACUUCAGACAGAAGAUGCUGAGUGAGGAGAACUGGAGGGAGAAGCUUGAAUCUGAACUUAAUAAAGAGCGACUCCAACACGCGGCAAAGUGCCAGGAGCUAGCUCUUCGGAUAAAGGAAGAAGCCAAACUGGAACUUGCCAUUGAAAAGGAAAAACACCAAGAAAUAAUAAAACAGUAUCAGAGAGAACAAGAGAAGCUUCAGAAGAAGAUAAACGACUUAAUAGACGAUGCUACCCAUGAUCUGAGGAGGGAAGUGGCCCUUCUAGAGAAGAAGCUCCAGGAGACCCAGAUGCAGUUUUCUGAAAAAAUGACAGUGAAAGAAGCAGAAAUCCAAGGCCUUAAAGCUUUGGUGAUGGAUUUUGAAUCCCGCCUGAGGAAGGAGAUGAACAAUAAUGACUCCAUUUCAGAGGAUUUGAGGAAGGAGAUAAAACAGAAAUCAGAUGAAUUAGACAAAAUCACCCAGGAGCAUACCCAGCUCGUGCAGCAGUUUAAUCAGGCCCAGGAAGAGAACACUUUUCUUCAGGAAACAGUGCGGAGGGAGUGUGAAGAACGCUUCGAACUGACUGAAGCUCUUUGCCAGGCUAGAGAACAACUCCUGGAACUCAAGAAGCUCGAUGGGAAUUUCCCAUUAUCCCGGAGUUCUCUCAGUCAGGGCAACCUAACCUCCUCGGCUCUGGUGGUCAAUAAUGGAGAGAAAAGUGUCGCGAGCACAGCCCCGGGAAAAGGAGCCAGAAUCCCCAUCCUGCAUUACAUCCCCAAGUCGCCUCAUUCCUCCUACUCGAAUCAGUCCCCAGGUGGUAGCAAUGGGCUCUUGCCCAUCCCCAAACCUCCCAAGGGAAAGGCAUCUUCGGUAAACGAGACACGGCACAGGAUAGCCGGGGUUCUGAAGGGUAGGUUGAGUCGGCACCGACCUGGCUGGGAUUAG